Messenger RNA from Mesorhabditis belari, 1041 nucleotides. The record is from the annotation of a GenBank genome assembly. NCBI's taxonomy places the organism in Eukaryota, Metazoa, Nematoda, Chromadorea, Rhabditida, Rhabditidae.
AUGCCCGACGCUUUAACAAUUUCGACUUUGUUAGAAGAUCUCGUCAAACAAGGACACAAAGUACAAAAAGAGCUACGGUGCAACAUUUGUUUUUCAAUCCCUCAGCAGCCAUGUCUAACAACUUGUAACCAUCUAAUUUGCAAACCUUGCUUUGAUGGAUGGAUGAAAGAAGGGAAAGGGCCGAAACAUUGCCCUGUUUGCAAGUUUGUGAUAGAUACGAGAAGAAACGCUGAAGUCGACUACUUGAAAUCAUGGACUAACAAAUAUCUACAAUUUGCGAAGACGUUUAUGAAAGAAGUGGCCACAUACGCGCAUACUUUCGAAGACCCUUUUAUGGAGAGCCAGGUGGUCUUCACACAAAUGCCAACUCGUACACCUGAUCGACUAAAAGAAAUACCGAUCCAUUCACUGGAGCAAUUAAUGCAACCUCUAACACCUCUCGAAAUUGUUGACGAUGACGAUGACGUUUUACCGCCUAGCCCGGAAGUUUUACCGCCAGCGCGAAAGAGGAAACGGAAAACUUCUGGCCGAAAAGAAAAGACGAUAAGCCCCUAUUCUACUACUCCAGUCAAGCCAAGUACGCCAUUGAAGUCAAGACAACAAAGGGAUUGUUUUCCUACGGAAGAUACACGCGUUGUACAAGACUCAACUCAAACGAAUUUAAAGCAAAACAUUGAUGAAUUGAAGUCUUGGGUAAAGGAGAAUAGCAACGAUGACGAGGAAAUGGUUGAAGCAGCGGAUUUGCAACAUAUUGAGAAUGUUUCGAAGCCCGUUGUAUUUUUUUGUGGAUUAUCCGAUUUUGAUGAAGAGGACUUGUGUUCCGAAUUUUGCUUCGCUUUUCACAAAGAAGUUGAAAUUACUCGAAGCUUAACGAAUGCACAAUGUCUCGUCGUUAUGGGGAAAAGAGAAUAUGCUGAACAUUCACUUGCCUAUCGAACAGCAACAACCAAAGGAAUGAGGAUCAUCGAUGGAAGAUGGGUCAGAGACAGCUUAAGAUGUCAAAAGCUCUGUGAUAUGAUGGAUUACGCCUUCAAAAACGAA